Molecule: messenger RNA, 1360 nt
Organism: Chenopodium quinoa (quinoa)
Lineage: Eukaryota; Viridiplantae; Streptophyta; Magnoliopsida; Caryophyllales; Amaranthaceae
Product: pectinesterase inhibitor 6-like
Exons: 1
Coding region: 234-1040 (268 amino acids)
Biological process (GO): negative regulation of catalytic activity
Molecular function (GO): enzyme inhibitor activity
Source: RefSeq, a predicted model, not a curated record
ACAGAUAUUUUUAGUUGCUACCACCUAUCCAAUUCAAUGAUAACGAUUAAAAAUAAACCUCAUCAUUUUAACCAUUAAUCUAAAUUAGAACACAUUCAAACUACUGCCUUAGCUUUCUAAUCCGUUGAGAUAUAUAAUAUUUUUUUUAUUGAUACCCUAAUUAUCUCACCAAUUUUUCCUAAUUAAAUUUCUUGAAAAGUAACCUAAUAAACUUUUAUCACCUCUAAAUUAUAAUGCAACCAAUAUUCACCUUAUCAAUUUUGUCCCUCUUAUUUACUUUCAUCUAUCAAGUUCAAUGUAGAUCUUUAUCCGAAACAAUAUCUCUAAUCUCACCACCAACAUCAUUAGAAACAACUGCCUUUGUUAUCCCUCCAUCACCGUCACCAUCCAACGCCGCGGCCCCUUACAAUGAUCCCUCGUACGCUCUCUCACCAAGUUCCACCCCCAUCGCCAUGCAAGACGCAGAUGGGGAUCCCAUUGAUCUCCCCAUCACCUUCAACCCCUUUGACCUCAACCAUGAUCAACAAGAAGAAUCAUCAACCACCACCAACACGGCGGUUAAUAAUCCGGACGUAAAGAAAACUUGUGAUGCCACGGAUAAUCCCGACCUUUGCAUUUCCUCCUUAAAGCCAUUCCUCAUGCAUAAUAAUAAUGAUGGCAGUAAAAAAACGGAUACGUUCUCUUUACUUGGGAUGCAAGUUAAAGCGACGCAACAAGCCACGCAACUUGCCCUAGCCUUGAGUACUAAGAAAUUAGGGCAAACGGAUAAUGAUAUGGAUGUCCUUAGAGAUUGCAGGGAGAUGUAUGAUAAUGCUUUGGAUAAUUUAGAUAAGGUUAUAAAAGCUCUUGAAUCUAAAGAUAUUGGUACUAUUAAUAGUAUGCUAAGCGCCACGAUUUCGGAUUUUGGUACAUGUGACGAUGGAGUCAAAGAAAGUGGAGGUACAUCUCCCUUGGUUGGUUAUGGAAACAAAUUGACUGAAUUGGUUAGUAAUUGUCUUGCCACGGUUUCUCUUAUUAAGGAUGAUGGUGCGACGGCAUGAUAUUGAUCAUCAUCUGGUUCCUCUCCGGUUUCUUUUAGUUAUCGGAAUAAUUUUUACUCUCAAUACGACAUUCAAUUUACAGGAUGGAGAAUUUUAUUUAUUUUUUCUUAAUGAGAUGUUGUGAUUUGAAGAUGAGAAUUGAAGGAAAGAAUUGGGGAUAAUCCUAUCCAAAUUAAGUACCGUGUAUUUUAUACUUGUACGUCUAAUCAAUGAAUGAAGUCUAAUUCUAGUAAGGUUAAGAUUCACAGUGUCAAUUUUUUCUUUGUUAUAUGUAUUUCUAUAAGGGUUACAACAUUGACCUAAUAUACAAAAUAAUCAGG